Messenger RNA from Lodderomyces orthopsilosis Co 90-125, 1200 nucleotides. RefSeq lists its product as uncharacterized. The transcript has a single exon. NCBI's taxonomy places the organism in Eukaryota, Fungi, Ascomycota, Pichiomycetes, Serinales, Debaryomycetaceae. The coding region runs from base 1 to 1200 and encodes 399 amino acids. The record is from RefSeq and is a predicted model, not a curated record.
AUGAUAGUAAAGACCCACGUUCAUAUAUUCACGAUGCUAAGAUGCGGACUCAUUCGACUGAGUCCUGGAAUACGUCGCUUUAGCAGCUUUCACUCGUUGUUAUCACCCGCUUCUUACGAGUAUAUCAAAGACUAUGAAUCACUCCGCCAAAAAGUCAAAGCAUCCAUCUCAAAUAAUCCUUCCAACGAAGAGAUAGUUCAAGCAAUUUCGUCAAUCAAGAACCUUCAAUCUGAAUACCCAAUACAAGACCAACUUGAAGCAAACUCCAUUCUAACCCAACACUCGAAGAGUAUAAUAGAUGAAGUUUUUGCUAACAAGUCAAUGAGUUUUUCACCUCAGUUAUUGAAGCAACUUUUGCUUUUAAACUUACCCACGGCUUUGAACCUUGAACUCAUCAAUGAAUACUACAAGCUAAACCCAGAUCCAAAAACCAUUAUAGAAAAACAGGUUGCACUUAUCCCACUUCGAAAUGCCUUGUAUAACGCCGACUUUCAGAGAGCUAUUAAAAUAUCCGAUGUUACUGUGGGCCACCCGAAUUACAUUGCCCAUCAAGGUAACAUUCUUAAAAGCGGAUUUAUUAAGCUUGUCUCAACUGCUGCAGCAAUCACGCUCUUUACCAAAUUUGGUGUAACGUCUUUGAUUGACGCCGGCAUUUUGCCCACCUCGUGGAACCAUUUAGGAGCUAUUAACUCGAUAUUGUUAACAUACAUCAUCAACUCUAGUUUCUUUGUCACUAUUGUCAAAUUUGGUCGUCAGCUCAUUAGUUCAGGAGGUGAUUACUUGACGUGGCAAAGAGGAACAUUUUAUUCACAUUGGUUUAAGCAUGCAGAUGAGAUGUUAUUCAACUCAAAGAUUGUAGAAGCUGACAGAGAUUUGAACAAUGGAGAGUCCAAUCCUGUUGUUGUUGACGAAAUUUGCCGACCUGCACCGGAAAUCCGAAGCAACAUGGACACAUUAAAUCCAGGCUAUGAUCGUGAGGGUCACAAGAUACGGUUGAUGCAGCUAAAGGACGACUUGGAGAAACUCAAAUUUCAAGCAUAUUGGAUGACUGGAGGAGAUGGUUUCGAAUGGGUGGAACCUGACCAAGAUCCGGCAGAGAUACAAUGGAGGACACAUUUGGAGAAGUAUAAUAAACCAGCUUUGGAUAAAGCCGAUAAAGAUGCAUUGAGAUGGGCAGAUGAUUUGAUUAAAGAGAGCUAG